AUGCUUCUUUGCCUACGUUCUUUAAUAUAUUGCAUUGUUGUCACUGGCGUUUGUGCCCUGGAACAUAAUAUAUAUAUUAUAAAUUCUAAUUAUUUGACAAGAAGUGAAGAUUUAAUUCAAACGAAAGAUUUAGAUCUUGACAAUUUCCUACAAGAGGCUGACCCAGAUCACACUGAGAAAGUAUCAAUACAAUUGUACUAUGAAACCUUAUGUCCAGACUGCAUACAAUUCGUCAUUAGGAAAUUUACUCCUGUGGUACAAAGCUUGAGCCCGUAUUUAAAUAUUCAAAUCUACCCGUACGGAAAAGCGAAGACGUUUGGACGUAACGGACGGUACGAAUUUAAAUGCCAACACGGCCCUGAAGAAUGCUAUGGAAACAAAUUGCACGCCUGUGCGAUAGACUUUUUGCAGAAUAUGACUCAAGCAGUAUUCUUCAAUGCGUGCAUGUUGGAGCCAAGAAACGGAAAACACGGCUCCAACGAUAAGGCAGCCGAAGCGUGCGGUACGGAGCAAAAUGUUGAUGCAACUCCAAUAAAACUAUGCGCGAAGGGAGACAAGGGAAGUCGGCUUUUGAAGUACUACGGAGACGAAAGUAAAAAGGCAAACUUUAACUACGUCCCGUACACCUUGAUUAAUGGUAAUAUUAAAGACGGCGAUAACUUUCUGAAUGACGUCUGUGCAGCGUUUAAAAAUGCCCCGCCUCCGUGCCGUAAAUUAAUAAAAGAAGAACACAGCUACAAAGUUGUGACAUGCCGAAGUGACCAACUUUCACAGCACUCUGAAACAGUUUAUCUGGUCAUAUAUUAUGAAAGCUUGUGCGGAGAUUCCCGGGAUUUCUUCACAAAGCAGUUAACGGCAGCAUAUGAAUUACUAGAGCCUUUUUUGGAUGUGCGUUUAAUACCAUAUGGAAAAGCAACCACAAGAAUCGUAGAUUCUAAUGAAUAUUACACUUUUAAUUGUCACCACGGUCCGUCGGAAUGUUAUGGCAACAAGUUACACGCUUGCGCAUUAGAUAUAUACACUUUCCAAAACAGUGCUAACAAAUUUAAUGCAUGUCUAAUGGACACCGCACACAAGGCUCGGGGCUCAGACGAUACUGCUGUGAAUAUCUGUGGCGCUGCUUUAGCCCUAGACGUCAAAGGAAUAAUGGAAUGCGCGAAAAAUAAGACGGGAAUUUUUUUGCUGAAUUAUUACGGGCAGCGAACGAAAAUGACGAAAUUUAAAAAGGAGGGCCGUGCCGAGUUCGUCUCGACAGGACACGUGUUGUACUCGGACAGGGGUGAAGAACCUGACGGGUCGGGCGAUAAGCGCGAUACGGGCCGCUCGUUUAUUAUAAAUCAUGGAAGUUAUUGUGGCUGCCUC
Messenger RNA from Iphiclides podalirius (scarce swallowtail), 1362 nucleotides. The record is from the annotation of a GenBank genome assembly. Lineage: Eukaryota; Metazoa; Arthropoda; Insecta; Lepidoptera; Papilionidae.